Podospora pseudocomata is the source of this 1719-nucleotide messenger RNA. RefSeq lists its product as uncharacterized. Lineage: Eukaryota; Fungi; Ascomycota; Sordariomycetes; Sordariales; Podosporaceae. The record is from RefSeq and is a predicted model, not a curated record. The transcript has 2 exons. The coding region runs from base 399 to 1442 and encodes 347 amino acids.
UGACAAGACCAGCGUUUCUGCUGAACAGGAAAUGAUCAGUGAAUCCUUUUCACGGUCAAGGAAUGGUCUCUCUUCAGGUUCACAGACUUGCAGUGUGUAUCUCGGUGCCAUUCCCUAUUUGCUCCUCUGCUGCAGGCAGAGCUGCCGUUGGUAAAUCCUCAGUAACUGCUGACCGGACUGGCCUUCUCUCAAUGGAUAUGAGAAACCCCCUGUCCCCCGUGCUCUACGACACCCUACUUCAGAUACAAACCACGGCACUGUAUUCUUCUUGAUAAGCACCGAUCCCCAGAUCGUAUCACGUCUCGGACCGACCAAGUCAGCUCAACAGAGGACGCCUUUACAACGGCUUUUCGCUUCUGGAUGCCACUGACAAGCCCAAAAAAACCUAAUAGCCCAAGAUGGUGUCCUUCAGCCAGAUGCAAUCGUCUAAUACACGCAUCAUAGAGGUGUUGCCUGCAGGUCUCGUAGCUGUGUUUGUCGGCGGGACGAGUGGCAUAGGGGAGACAACCAUGAAGCAGCUCGCCAAGAACACCGUCGAGCCUCGCAUCUACUUCGUGGGCCGGUCUAGAGAGGCUGCCACUCGAAUCGUGGCCGAACUUCACGACCUAAACCCAGCAGGGGAAUACCACUUCAUCCAGGCCGAUGUAUCGCUUCUGCACGCCGUGGACUGGGUCUGUCGUGAGAUACAGGCCAGGGAGUCCGUCGUCAAUCUUUUGUUUCUAACGCCAGGGGCCGUGUUGACGAGCCAGGGUAGCGAUACGAUCGAGUCUUUGUACUACCCCACGGCAGUGACCUAUUACUCCCGGAUUAGGUUUAUCGUAAACCUACUCCCACUUUUUCAGAAAGCCUCCCAUCUCCGGAGAGUCGUCACUGUGUUUGGCGCCGGCAAGGAGAGCCUUCUAGAUGGCGAUGACUUCCCCCUGUUUCCAGGGAGGUACCACCAGGCCGGGCCCUUGCAAACGACAGACCACGGCAGCCUCAGCACAAUGAUGACACUGGCACUGGAAUCUCUGGCCCUGGAAGCGCCCAACGUCAGCUUUGUCCAUUCCUUUCCCGGCUUUGUCAAAGGUUCGUCUAGCAACAGCAGUCCCAAGACCGGCGGAGUCAUCCGCGCUGUAUUCAAAGUCGUCGGAGCGCUCCCUCUUUUCGAAGCUGGGGAGAGGCAUCUAUUCUUGGCCACAAGCGCACGAUUUCCGGCAAGAGACGGGGUACAUUCGAGGAUACCGACAGCGGGCGUCGGGCUCGGAAAAGGGGGUUCGGUCGCUAAAGGGACUGACGCGAGGGACGGUAGCGGGGUCUAUUCUGUUAAUUUCGAUGGGGAGUCAGUGGCGUUCAAGGUGCAGGAUACACUUCAGCAGCUGAGAGACAGAGAUAUGGUCAGAAGAGUGUGGCAACAUACGAUCAAGGAGUUUACCAGGGUCACCGGGUCAGCAUUCGUGUAGUUGCUCCCGUGGAUUACCAAUACCCACCACGCAACCUGGAAGGGGUGGGGAUGGGACUCCAAGGCACAGGCGAGACUAUCAUGUUCCACCGGGCCCCUGUUGCAGCCUUCACCCAGCUCAAGCUGGCACUUGAAAACAGGAGAAUACUGGAAGGGAAACAAGGGUUGGAAUAUGGGUUAGAGAUUCCCGAGUUUUUAUAUGUUUGUAAUUCGAAGCCAGAGACGAGAACCAUUCUUUUGGGCGGUGUUUAAAUGUUACCUCACAUGUACCUUGGCAA